Coregonus sp. 'balchen' is the source of this 1512-nucleotide messenger RNA. The record is from the annotation of a GenBank genome assembly. NCBI's taxonomy places the organism in Eukaryota, Metazoa, Chordata, Actinopteri, Salmoniformes, Salmonidae.
AUGAGCUCUAUCAACGUGAAGAAGUUAAAGGUAAACGAGUUGAAGGACGAGUUGAAGAAGAGGCAGCUAUCGGACAAGGGGCUGAAGGCGGAUCUUAUGGACCGGCUGCAGGCCGCGCUUAAUGAAGAGGCUCUAGCCGGAGGAGCUGAGUCCGGGGAGAACGACCGCCAAGGCGACGGGGCUGUCGGCCUGAAUGACAUGGGCGUGGAGGACUUGGAUGAAGACCUGGUUGAGGAGAGCAUGGAGGCGGACGGAGUGGAGGAUGGAGAUAGUGGCGAAGGGAAAGCAGAGAAUGAAUGCGCCGAUAUCGACGAUGAUAUGGGGGAAGAGGAGGAUGCGGGAGUAGAUAUGGAUAAAUCGGACGAGGAUGAAGAUGCUCUACUGAAAGAUGAUGAUGAUGAGGAGGAGGAGGAGGAGAUGGACAAAUUCGAUGAUGAUGAUGAUGAUGAUGCUGCUGCACUAGGGGCUCUCCCUGGCGAGGGUAAGCGAUGCAAGCCAGCUAAUCGACCCUGCUGCAUGGUGCAGCGGCUAGCGUUCACGUCUUGAAUGACAGUUCAGAAUCAAAGAUAGGUCAACCGGUUAGCCUGCUAAGCUUGCCAGCUAGGUCGGAAUUUCUGCGAGGAUCCAUGUAGCUAGCUACUUGUAGACAAUAAGGUUUUGUACGGUUGCACUUGACAGGUGUAUGUUUUUACGCACUGUUUUUGUGUGCCGGGUUUGCAUUUCUUCAAGCGGCAGACAAAGAUACACUUUCUGGUGUGCAGUUGGUCGUUGGCUAGCUAGCUAGCUAGCUAGCAUUAGCUGCUAAAGUGCGAAACAGUGGCUCCUACUGGCGAGAGAGAACGCAGCAGGCUGACUAUAUUUUCCCGUGAGACGGUUUGUUAUUCCAUAGGUAUAAAUAAGUCUGUGCGCAUAGCCUAGUUUUAUAACGUUGGUUUUAGGAAAUGUGAAAGACAAGUUAUCUAGCUAGCUGCUAGUCGUAUCUAGCUUGGUUUGUUUUUUAACAUUUUAUUAAUACAGUAAAUACUGAGUUAGUAUUUGGUCAAGGCUGGCAUGGCUGUAGAAACUGAAAAUGUGUGGUCCUUCACAAACAUAUCAAUAUCCAUGGGGGGGGGGGGGUACUAACUGGUAUUAAAGGGGGUAUUGUUAUUGCUUUUGAUGGGUCCUUGUUAUUCAUGACUCCAGAUCACCAUAUCUUUAAUUAUUUUAAGAUCUACCCUUCCCUUUGUAGUGGAUACAUUGCAACUCAUGUAGAUACCUGACAAACCAAAACACCUACCUAGCCACCUAGCUGAACUGUGUGGACCAUCAUGUAACACCUGGGUCGGGACGCACCGCACACUUGGGGGGCGGGACGCACCUCAAUACCUGCUUUGUUAUUGUUUUAUUUCCAAAGGGGAUGCGGACAAAGACACGAGCGCUGAGCAGAAGAAUAAGAAGGGUGUUAAGAGACGCCGGGAGGAACAUGGAAGGGGCUACUUUGAGUUUAUUGAAGAAAGCAAGUACAGCCGGUAA